Molecule: messenger RNA, 2394 nt
Organism: Nomascus leucogenys (northern white-cheeked gibbon)
Lineage: Eukaryota; Metazoa; Chordata; Mammalia; Primates; Hylobatidae
Gene: RBM45
Product: RNA binding motif protein 45
Cellular component (GO): ribonucleoprotein complex
Molecular function (GO): RNA binding
Source: RefSeq, a predicted model, not a curated record
CCUCUUUCUCCCGGAAGCGGAGCACCGAGCCGGCAAAGGCUUGGGUGUGAGACAGCAGCGGUGGCAGACACCGCAGAAGCAAAGGGCAGUGAGGCUCCUGCAUUCGGGUGGAGCACCAUGGAUGAAGCUGGCAGCUCUGCGAGCGGCGGGGGCUUCCGCCCGGGCGUGGACAGCCUGGACGAACCGCCCAACAGCCGCAUCUUCCUUGUGAUCAGCAAGUACACGCCUGAGUCGGUGCUGAGGGAGCGCUUCUCGCCUUUUGGCGACAUCCAGGACAUCUGGGUGGUGCGGGACAAGCACACCAAGGAGUCCAAGGGCAUUGCUUUCGUCAAGUUCGCCCGCAGCUCACAGGCCUGCAGGGCCAUGGAGGAGAUGCAUGGCCAGUGCCUCGGCCCCAACGACACCAAGCCCAUCAAGGUUUUCAUUGCUCAGUCCCGAUCAUCUGGAAGUCACCGAGAUGUUGAAGAUGAAGAACUUACAAGAAUCUUUGUUAUGAUACCAAAGUCCUACACAGAAGAAGAUCUGCGGGAAAAAUUUAAGGUGUAUGGAGAUAUCGAGUAUUGCAGCAUUAUUAAGAAUAAAGUCACUGGAGAAAGUAAAGGUUUGGGCUACGUACGAUACUUAAAACCAUCACAAGCUGCCCAAGCAAUAGAAAACUGUGAUCGAAGUUUUAGAGCAAUCUUGGCUGAACCUAAAAAUAAAGCAUCUGAAUCCUCUGAACAAGAUUAUUAUAGUAAUAUGAGGCAAGAGGCUUUGGGACAUGAACCUAGAGUAAAUAUGUUUCCAUUUGAACAACAAUCUGAAUUUUCAAGUUUUGACAAGAAUGACAGCCGAGGCCAGGAAGCAAUCUCCAAACGCUUGUCAGUUGUAUCAAGAGUUCCUUUCACUGAAGAACAGCUUUUCAGCAUUUUUGAUAUAAUACCAGGAUUGGAAUAUUGUGAAGUUCAACGAGAUCCUUAUUCAAAUUAUGGUCAUGGAGUGGUUCAGUAUUUUAAUGUAGCAUCAGCUAUUUAUGCAAAAUACAAAUUACAUGGAUUUCAGUACCCUCCUGGGAACCGAAUAGGUGUUUCCUUCAUUGAUGAUGGAAGUAAUGCAACAGAUCUCCUUAGAAAAAUGGCAACGCAGAUGGUAGCUGCACAGCUUGCAUCAAUGGUGUGGAAUAACCCAAGUCAGCAACAAUUUAUGCAAUUUGGAGGAAGCUCUGGAUCACAGUUGCCUCAAAUCCAGACAGAUGUUGUACUUCCAUCAUGCAAAAAAAAAGCCCCUCCUGAAACUCCUGUGAAAGAAAGACUUUUUAUUGUGUUUAAUCCUCAUCCUUUACCUUUAGACGUAUUAGAAGAUAUAUUCUGUCGUUUUGGUAACCUGAUCGAAGUUUACCUUGUGUCAGGAAAAAAUGUGGGGUAUGCCAAGUAUGCCGACAGAAUAAGUGCUAAUGAUGCCAUUGCCACUCUACAUGGAAAGAUUCUAAAUGGAGUGAGACUUAAAGUUAUGCUGGCAGAUUCGCCAAGAGAAGAAUCUAACAAACGGCAAAGAACUUACUGAUUCUUGAGCAACAGUAGCUCAAGAACACAUGGAUCCUGGGAACUGAAGGUAUGGUAUUGGUAGGAGAUUAGACAGAAAUAUUCAGUUAAAAUAUCAAGUUGUAGUUCAUUCAUUACAAUGGCCAUACUUUGACUUUAUUAAAGUAGAAAAGUCUUGUCCUUAGUAGAAAAUGCAGCUCCCACUAUACUUUGAGAAAGUUACCAGGCCCUGUGAAAAUUUAUUUGAGUAAUUACCAGAGAAAAAGAGAGUUCUGUGAUUGUCAUAUAUGAAUUGAAGACAGUAUCUGGAUGUCAAGGUCCAUGUGAGCUAGCUAACCUAGGCUAUACCACCGUGGGAGUCUUAGAAACUGCCUGUUUGACCAAAAUGCUGCAGAAGUGGCAGAAGGAAGGCAUCAGGAGACUAUUUUUAAACAGUUGUUUGUAUAUGAGGUACAAAACUCAAGAACUGUGUGAAAAGGCAAGUACCAGUACUGUUUUCUACAGAAACUGGGGGAAAUACUGAGCACAGAAGAAUAACCAAAGUGCUUCUCACCAAUAACUUCUGUGAAACUACGUUCUCUGAAUUCCUCUCCAAAUUCUUUUCUGAUUUUGUAAGUAAUGAUGUUACAACUAAUUUUUUUGCUCAUAUAUUAUUAAUAUUUUCUAGCAUUAACAAGACAUAGGUAACAGCAUUCAUUAGCUCAGUUUUUAAGGGUUUUGUUUGCUUGCUUGCUCCGUUUUUUUGUUGUUUUCUUAUGCCAGAAAAAAAAUUAAAGUCAUCUACUUUAAAGUUAUAUACUAAUUUACUAGAAGUUCUGAUAUAUAAAAAUAUGUAAUUUCAUUUUUUUCUCUUUGUCAACAAAGCCUAUCUGGG